Messenger RNA from Hevea brasiliensis (rubber tree), 563 nucleotides. RefSeq lists its product as uncharacterized. Bases 55 to 525 code for a protein of 156 amino acids. Lineage: Eukaryota; Viridiplantae; Streptophyta; Magnoliopsida; Malpighiales; Euphorbiaceae. The record is from RefSeq and is a predicted model, not a curated record. The transcript has a single exon.
AUCAAAGUGAACAACAGUAGUCAUUUCGAGCACGAUGGCUUAAAAAAGAAGAAAAUGCGCAGACCGAUGCGCCUUAUUAGACUCGCGUUGUAUAUGCUUAAACUUAGCAAAGCUAGCAAAUCAAAAAGUGACCCUGUCAAUGAGACCUCCAGAUGGAAGAAGUUUGUGGGUUCCAUGCGCCCAUUGCACUUGCAAAGACACCAAUCUCCACCGCGAAUCAUGGAGGCUAUACCGACGCCUUCAGCAAUCAUCUCGGCCGGUGAACAACCGGAGGUUUAUAAGGCACCUAUAUCUCCAGCUUAUACAAGCGCAACUUCAUCCUCGAAUGGAAUGAGCCAAUAUGAAUCGGCAACGAAUCUGCAGGAGCUUGAUCAGCUGGAUAAAAGCGAGGAAAAUGACGAAGACAAUGGUUUUGAUAAUAAAGGUGGGGAUGAGAUGAUAGACGUCAAGGCUGAGCAGUUCAUCGCGCAAUUUUAUCAACAAAUGAGGCUUCAAAAUGAGACUUUCAAGAAGACUAGGAAAUGAUUGAGGUUGUAUAGAUGAUACACGUAUGCAUGGAGGGA